ACCUGAGGCGGCGGCGCCGGCGGGAGCCGCUCCCGGCUCCGCGGGAGGGACGGGGCGGGCGGCGGCGAUGGAGGAGCCGCUCUGCUGCUGCGAGUACGUGGACCGGCGCGGCCGGCGCAACCACCUGGCGGCGUGCUGCUGCGACUGCGAGGAGCUGGACGACGGCUGCGACAGGUGGCUGACGUGCAAAUCCCUGCCCCCGGGAGCGCUGGAGAGGAUCGGCGACAGCAUCGCGGACCGGCUGCGGGUCCCCUGGUUCUCGGGGGCCGUGAAGAUCAAUGUCAGCCUCGUGCCGCCACUCGUCCUCCUGCCCGUCUUCCUCCACGUUGCCGCCCUGCACUUCCUGCUGGGGCUCAUCAUCCUGACGUCCCUGCCCGCUGUGGUGCUGUGGUAUUACUACCUCACCCACCGGAGGAAGGAACGGACUCUGUUCUUCUUGAGCCUGGGGCUCUUCUCCUUGGGAUAUAUGUACUAUGUGUUUCUCCGGGAGGUGGUUCCCCGGGGCCACGUGGAGCAUUCCCAAGUGGUCACUCUCACGUGCGGGUUAAUUCUUAUGCUUGCAGCCCUGUCUCGAGCCAAGAAGGACCCUGGCUACCUUCCCAUCCUAGCAGGCAACGAGAGGCCAUCGCUGCAGGAUUUGCACAACAAGAGUAUUAGAGGGAGCUCCAGCGAGCUCCAUGGCAUCUCAGGUGCUGCCAGCAGUCGUGCUGUGAAUGGGGAGGCUAAAGGUUAUUGCAGGAUGUCAGCUGAGCAGCCAGCAGGUGUGAAAAAGGACUGGUGCACUAAAUGCCAGCUGCUCAGGCCAGCCCGAGCAGGGCACUGCCGGCUUUGUGGCAGGUGCGUGAGGAGACUGGACCAUCACUGUGUCUGGAUUAACAGCUGCGUAGGGGAGCAGAACCAUCAAGCUUUCAUCCUUGCACUCUCCUUCUUCAUGCUCACCUCUGUGUAUGGGAUUAUUUUGACCCUGCACACCAUCUGUAGGGGCCGAAGUCUGUUUGUGGCAUUGUUCUACUGCCCUGGGGCCUAUUCUGACUACAGCUCUGCUCUGUCAUUCACCUGUGUAUGGUACUGUGCCAUUGUAACAGCUAGCAUGGGAUACAUCCUCCUUAUCCAGCUGUUGAACAUCAGCUACAACGUGACUGAGAGGGAAGCUCGGCUGGCUCUGCGGGACAACACUGGGCGCAGACUGCUUGGCGGCGCUCUGCCGAGGACAUCGUGUGACACUCAUCUUUCUGCAGCUGGCAUUGUGUCAUGGCUCACUGACUGUUUAGCAGGGGAGCAGCGCCUCCCACCAGGACUCCUCCUCACACAACCUUUCCUCGUGGUCAUUAUGUGGGCUAUCCACUCACUGACAGCAGCAGAUGUUUUCCCUGGUGUAAUGGUUCUUCACAUGCUGUGAGCCAGCAAUAGGAUGCAGAAAGCAGUAAGCCAUAUGUGCAGGUGGGAGAGGAGGAGCCUGCUGCCUUUUUCCACCAUGGGAAACAGCAAGAAGAGCACAAGGUUUUGAGAACUUGAGUUUCCCUUAGAUGUGAAUACUAGCAUCAGGAGGAACCUGCUGCUUCAGAGAGUGCACUGGUUCCCGCAAAGGUUAAGGAAUCCAUGGGUUUGUACCCAUGUGUGGCAUUUUGGAGAUGUCAGAAGAGUGAACUUCGGAUACAGAUAACAGAUGGACCCCUGCAGAAACCAGGAUCUUUGGCUAAAAGAGACUGUCUAGGCAGUCACUGGGCAGUGCUCUUGUCUCUGGUGCAUUUAUUUCUUUAUUUUUACUAUCUCUGAUUCCAUCCGGCUGUGUACAUGCUUCUAUUAAGUGCCUUUGUGAGCUACGUUCCUAUAGGACUUUGUAAGAUCCUUUCACCUCCUGACCCCUAAAGUUGUUAUUCCAUCCCUGCCUGUCUAAAUGAGUGAAAAGACAUCCCAUUGUUCUUUCUGCAAGCUGGGUCUGUAUUGGUUUGAAGGCUUUGCUCAUCUCCCUCAAAGUGUUUCUGCUCUGAUCAUGGGUUGUGACAUGUGACAGCAGAUAAAUACACCAAGUAAGGAGUUUUGAAGCACCACGUGAUAGUGAACUUUGAGGGCAAAACAAGAGUGCUGUCUGGUAUUACUGUAACUUUAUGGAAAUUACCUUCAUCCUAUGUCUGUGGGAGAGUAGGCAAUUCUGAUAGCAGCAUGUUUGGUAGGUAGCAUCUUGGUUGUGUUGUUGUUAGCGCACUGAUCUUGUCUUCUCUCAACCCAGUUACUGUGGAGCUGCCUGACUAGAUCUGAUUUCUCAAGCCAAGAAGACAAGGAACAGAUGAACCCUAAGGUACAUAGGGAGAGGUGGAGGAUGUGUUGGAGGUGUUUGGUUUUGGGAUAGAUGACCUGUACUGGCAGGUAAAUUAACUUGUUAAAAUGUGCUCUGCAAGAGUGCCAUUUUUUUCUCAUCAGCCUGCAACUGUAUUAUGGCCUGGACUUGAGCUUCAGCCAAAAUAACAAGGUUUUGGUAGCAGUGGUUUCUGGAUUUCAUGGGUGGGACUUUUUGUGGCUUUUUGUUUUAAACCCUUUAUGUAUGCUGUUGGCCCUGCAAUAAUAAGAAAGGUCUGGCCGGAAGAGCUGGGGACCAUUGCACAAGAAUUUUAGGUUGGGCCUAAGGUGCAAAAGCGGAGAUAGAGCUUUGUCCUAGCAAUGGUGUUUCAGACAUGUGCAGUACGCAUGCGUCACGCCUGCCCCUGAGUGCAUGGGCAUGGCAGGCAGCUGGGGGAUGUUAGGCAAGUGAUGCACUGUGCUGCUGUGCAGUAGCUUUGAAGAAUAAACCAAUGUUGCAUGUUGCCAAAAGAAAGCAGGGUUGAGGCUCUCCGUUGGGAUCCCUGCCAUAUUUUUUGAGAGUGUUCCUCAUGUGUCCCAGUUUAAGGUAAAGACUGUGUCGCUCUUUGUACUGUUUGGUUUCCUCAAGUGGCACAUUUUAUAACCAGCAGAUAAUUGAGGAGCAGCUGCAUUUUGAAUGUGGCAAUACAGUUACUGAAUUUCCCCUAUUUCUUUCCCCUUUUCAUCCAGUAAGCAGUUCUUUAUUAGGUGGUAAAGGGAAAGCUCUUUUGCUUCCUACCUCUAACCAAGCACAGUAGAAGGUUCUGACCACUUUCUUGAUGAUAAUGUGAAUAAAAAUGUACACAGCUGGACUGUGCAAAGAGUUCCUUUAUGACCUUCUGUUUGGAGCUUGAAGCCUGAUCCUAGGAGUUCAAAUUGAGACAAAGUUGCUUCCACUUGAGUAGUCUGUAAAUGUUUUCAUGGCACAUAUGUAUAUUGUGAUGCCUGCUGAGAUGAUAUCAAGUUUGGCAACCCUUGAGAAAAGGAUGCUGUGGGCUAGCAGGAUCUUCUUAGAUCUUACCCUGCUGGCACUGAGGAACAUACUGGCAGAAGGACCUCCUGGGCUGAAUGAACCCCUGCAGUGGAGACAGCCAAUUUGUCUGUCCCUGUGUGCUGCAUGCACAGGAAUCAAUCAUGCACCCACAGGCUGAACAAGCUCUGGGAGCUUUUGCAGGUUUGAGAUAAGUGAUUUCUCAGAGUCCUGCUACUCCUGGCUGGGAGAAAGCAGAGCAGAUCACAGGGCGCUUCCCUGGCAGUGCUAACACUGUGGUGUUCACUUGCUCCCACAGGCAGAGAUUGGUUUCACCUUUGCAACCUGUCACUGUAGCUUUGUCCCUUGUCUCUUAGUGAGUGGAGGUUUAAUCUGAACUGCUUACACCGAGACACUCUCUGGGUUGUUCUCCCAGGCAGCAUGGAAUUUGGAGCGCAGAUUAGGAACAAAGGACCUGAGAGCUGAAAGCAUGCUCCAGUAGAGUGGGGGCAAAGUGCUAAAGUAAAUUUCAUUUUUUGCACUGGCUCCAGGGGGAACUGAAACCAUUCAGGGCACUAAAGGAUUACAAGGAUGGAGUUUUUUUCUAGGAGGAAAAUGCAGUACUGGUUCCUCAGUGAAUAUGAGGUUCAGGUGGCUGUAAUCUGCAUGGUAAUGGUGACUGUCUCUUUAACGGCAUGGCAUUGGUUUACCUCUUCUUCCUGAUAGGAUUUGCUUUGUGAACGUGUUGGGCGAUGAGAAGCAUAAAGUAAUGGGAUAUUUCAAAGGCAUCUAAAUGGGUGGAAGAGUUUCAGUUCCUUCAGAUGCAUAUGUUGGAACUCUCCUUUUAACAUCCCUGAGAAUUAACAGGAGACCUUUGGAGGGUAAUGCUUCCAUUCCAGUUAUUGCGAGGGCAAAUUGUUGUGAUCUGGUGUGCUCAGGAACAGUUUAUUUUCUGAGUAAUUUCCUGCUGAGCUUGGUACUGACCAUGCUGGUACAAAAACAUUAAAAUCUAGGCAUACAGAGUCAGUCCUUGGGCUCCCUGUGUUAGAAGCUGCCUAGAUCCUUGCUGCCUGGGGGUUGGAGCAGUGGGAGCAGCCUGCAUGUGACAGGGGACUUGUGGGUUGUGUGUGGCCUUCAGGCAAGGACCAAUGUCUCACCUGUAAAGCUGUAUGCCUGGCAGGAAACAGUACCCUGCUGGCUCUUGAUCAUUUUCCCUGUGUGUGAAGAGAGGACCUAAAAGAGCAGGGAAGGAUUUUGGUAAUAGCCAGCCAGCCUUGAUGUUUUUCAGCCCAGACUUUGAAAGUUAGUUUAUCUUGUUUUACCCAUGACCUUUUAAGAGGCAUUUGUUGUUUAACAAAUAGUGUGGACUUCUGUAAACCAGGCAGCUCUUAGGGGCCCAGGGUUCUGGUUUUGCUGGUGUUGUAGUGUUACACCCUCCAUGUCCGAAUGCCAUCACCCCACUGUUUGGUGUCUGUAGUAGGAACAGUGCACCAUUAGAUACACCCUGUAAGUGCUGGCUUGGCACUCGUUAACUGUGUCUUCCUGCAUUGUGCUUUUUUGUAGGCGAGUCACAGGUCCCCAUGUCAGCUGUUUCUCCAUUUAACUUGUCCUCAAAUGACAAAAGUCACUGGUGAGCCUGAGCUGGUGCUGCUUGUGACUCCUAAUCACAUUUCAGCCUUCAUGCUAUGAUGGUGCUUUUUUUUCCCUUCAAAGUAGGUUGCUUUCAAGUGUCUUAAUGAAACCAUUUGCUGUAAAAUUUCUUCAGAAGAUAAAAUGGAUACUGCCUCACUGCCUAAUGUCUUAAUAAUGUGCUUGGUUUUUUCCUCCUAUAUGAAUGUAUAUUGCCUCAUUAGGGCAGGAAGCCUGUGUGAUUAUGGAUGUGUUUUCCUGUAUUCCUUUCAGUGAAAAAUUCUACAGUUACCUAGGAUUGAGGUUUUUUGCCACUACCAGGAGGAUCCUGCAGCAAAAAUCUGUUUGCAGACAGGUGAGGUUCUUUGUGAAAUGUGGGAAUUCAGCCUAUAAGAUCUUGUCUUUAUGGAAUUCCUCUACUGAUAAUGUGAAGAGUGAUGGGCUCUGGAAGAAAGUGGAAAGUAUUUUUUUUUAAACCUGAGCUUCAGGAAGAAAUUUUGUGAAAAAUUUGUGAGCUUUUUAGAAGAGACUGAUGUGUGUAUGUUUAUGUCCAUUUUGCAUCAUGUUUAGUGUUUUCAAAUGGGUAUCAAAUGAAUCAAAAUAAAUUAAUGGAAAUGA
Haemorhous mexicanus (house finch) is the source of this 5554-nucleotide messenger RNA. It is a transcript of the gene ZDHHC23, whose product is annotated as zinc finger DHHC-type palmitoyltransferase 23. The transcript is spliced from 5 exons. Gene Ontology annotation, cellular component: endoplasmic reticulum; Golgi apparatus. The coding region runs from base 68 to 1399 and encodes 443 amino acids. Gene Ontology annotation, biological process: protein targeting to membrane; peptidyl-L-cysteine S-palmitoylation. The record is from RefSeq and is a predicted model, not a curated record. Gene Ontology annotation, molecular function: protein-cysteine S-palmitoyltransferase activity. NCBI's taxonomy places the organism in Eukaryota, Metazoa, Chordata, Aves, Passeriformes, Fringillidae.